Molecule: messenger RNA, 2620 nt
Organism: Oryzias melastigma (Indian medaka)
Lineage: Eukaryota; Metazoa; Chordata; Actinopteri; Beloniformes; Adrianichthyidae
Gene: usta
Product: uronyl 2-sulfotransferase a
Exons: 9
Coding region: 244-1584 (446 amino acids)
Cellular component (GO): membrane
Molecular function (GO): sulfotransferase activity
Source: RefSeq, a predicted model, not a curated record
AGUCUGUGGAGAAGGAUGGACCUUUAACUUGACUGGGAGGACGGAAGGAAGGAGCAGUCAUUCAAGGAGCGCGAACAGACGGAGAAGAAAAAGCUUGCGCGCAAAAAUCCACUCCGUGGAGACCCCCCAACUGUGCGCGCCUCUCCACCUUCAGCUGCGGCGUGAAUCCAAUGAUCUCAAGGCGUCAAGUUUCACUUUCCAAAGGCGGAUGGGUGACUUUCCGCCGCGCUUUGUGAGGAGGAGAUGAUGAAGAAUUUCAGCGGCAGUCCCCUGCACGGCAACAACAACAACCAGACUCACAGCAACCACAUCAGGGAGCGGAACGGUAGAAAGUCCGGCUUCCUCUCGGUGCUGCCGUGGCGCUUUUCCCUGCGCGGCUACGGCUUCUGCAUGUCCGCCUUGUUCCUCUUCUGCUUCGGCUCCCUGUUUUACCAGCUGAACGGAGGACCUCCAAAAAUCCUGCUGGACAUCCGGCAGUAUCUCGGAGUAUGUUGGAAAAAUCACUGGUCUUUCAAAACGGCAACCAGCAGGCUUUUUAUCCAUAAGGACAGGGUAGACAGACAUCUGGUGUCGUGCCCACAUGGCCACAAGGCGAGAAAAGGAUCGUCAACAUAUCUAAACGACCACGGAUCCAUUCCUCCAAGAGUGCUCCCGUUCCCCAGCCAGGUGGUUUAUAAUCGGGUUGGAAAGUGUGGCAGCAGGACUGUGGUGAUUCUGCUGAGGUUGCUGGCGGAGAAACAUCAGUUUAACCUCAUUUCCUCUGACAUUCACAACAAAACACGCCUCACCAAACAUGAGCAGGUGGAUCUCAUGAAGAACAUCAGUAAAAUCCCGCCGCCGUUCCUCUACACGAGACACGUCCACUUCCUGAAUUUUAGCAGGUUCCGGAUAGAAGAGCCCGUCUACAUCAACAUAAUCAGGGACCCCAUCAACCGCUUUCUGUCCAAUUAUUUCUUCCGGCGCUUUGGGGACUGGAGGGGGGAGCAGAACCACCUGAUCCGAACGCCGGGCAUGAAGGAUGAUGAGAGAUACCUGGAUAUAAAUGUCUGUAUUCUGGAAAAUUACCCAGAAUGCUCCAACCCCAGAGUUUUCUACAUCAUUCCUUAUUUCUGUGGGCAGCAUCCUCAGUGCAGGGAACCGGGAGUUUGGGCUUUGGAGCGGGCCAAGCAGAAUGUGAUGGAAAACUACCUCAUCGUGGGGAUCCUGGAGGAGCUGGAGGAUGUCCUGCUCAUGCUGGAGAGGCUCCUACCACACUACUUUGCAGGAGUGCUAAACAUUUACAAGAGCCCAGAGUAUAAGAAGUUGGGGAACAUGACAGGGACAGUCCGCAAACACACCCCAUCCCUCGAGGCCCUGAAAGUGCUCUACCACCGCAUGCGCUACGAGUACGACUUUUACAACUUCAUCCGCGACCAGUUCCAUCUAAUGAAGAGAAAGAUCGGACUCAAGUCGACGGCCAAACCUCCGGCGUACGCUCCCGCCUUCCUACGCGACCUGGCCCUUCGGACGCCUCAGCCUCUGGACGAGGACGAGGAGCUGGACUCAGACCUGGAGGAUGCCAACAGCUGGCUUGUGCAUCCCUAACAGCUGUUUCAUGAACUAUGAAUCCAUCAAAUCGAUGAAAAUCACCCAAAAAAAACUGUUUUUUUGUCCUGUCAUAGUUGUGAGAACAAAAAAAGAUCUGUGACAGAGGGAGAUAAUUUAAGCAGAAAUUGCUUGAGUGAAGCUUUACUUUAAUUUGAGCUUGUUUUAGGGUUCUUUAAAGAGAAAUACUGUUAAUAAAAGAGCUUUAAUCUCCAGGCGAGAUUAGAGUCAAAUGUAGAUCGCUGGAGAGAUGUUCAUAAUUUAUGAAAGGGCUCGUGUCUAGAAACUGGGAGGUGAAUACUAAAGUGCCAAAAGUUUUCUAUUAGUAUCGUCCACAGUGUUUUUUAAAGUGCCAAAUUUCAUUAAAAGUUCCAGGAACUGUGGGAGCGGAAGUUGUGAGACAUCAGAACAGCUUUAUUUAGUUGAAGUUGUUAGAUAUGACUAUAAACGAGGAUGCACUCAAUUAUGAAUUCAAAGAAUUCCAACUGUGUGUGCUACUUUCUUUUUAAGUCACUUUUUGGUUGCGAGUUGGGGGAGAACAAAGCGUUUUGGAUCCUCAUUUUUAAUCCAAAACGUCUGGAGAAUCCAUGUUUAAACUGAUGUUUCCUCAGCUUAUUUAGCCAGUUUCAUCCAGAAUACUGUGUGAGCUUUUACAGAUUACUGUCAUCUUCAGCACAGCUAGACAACCAGAGAACAUCAACUUUAAGCUACUUUUAUGUGUCCAAUCUACCAAAUCCGUACUGUUUGUACUUAAUGUUCCAUUCGUGUGAUUUAUGCCAACUUAAUUUAUUGUUUGUUUGUUUGUCUUUUUAACUCAUUGCCUUUUUAGAUAAGAUUCUCAGGAAGGACGACUAUGCGUAACACAGUGAUUUUCUGUUUUUUUUAUUUUAUUUUAUUAACUGGCUGUAAAAAUUGUGCUAGGCUCUUAAAAAGUGACUAGAAUGGGUCCAUAUCAACAGUUCAGAACAUGCUUAUUCCAUGAAAAAAGAGAAUUUCAUCAUUCAUGAGUAUCAAAAUAAAUGUCCUCUAACCAUGA